CUUUGUCACCAGAAAAUAUCCAAAUCUACAGCGAUUUUUCUCUCUCACGAUUUUCUUUAAUUCUCUAUUCAAGAUCUUUAUUGUGAUAUCAAAGAUAAAGUUUGUCCUCCGGCGACGGCGACUUUGACGUAGACGUGCUAUUUCGAGUUGGAGAUGACCGGCAACGUGUUACUGAGUGAUUUUGUGGAGCAGGAGGAGAGUUCAAUUAUGGAAUCCCAGAAAAAGGAACCAUCAGAAUGGACAAAUGAGAAGCAUAGUUUAUAUCUGAAGUCAAUAGAAGCAUCAUUCGUUGACCAAUUAUACAACUCUUUAGAUCUACAAAGCUAUCAAACACAAAAAACCUCCACCUCAAAUGCAAUUUCAUUUUGGAAAAACCACACCAAUGCUCCACGUAUCCCUUCUGGCCAGUUUAAAGUUCAUCAGGGUGGCUGUUGGUCAAAGAAAAAGUUCAUGAAAGAAAAUACACAACUGAAAGAUUCAGAAAGAUCCCAUGUUUCUUUAAGCAAUCCAUGGAUCCAACAUUUCACAAAUGGAAACAGACAUGGAGCUAUGACAUCAGCAUCCCCUUCCCUCCAUGAAAGCGUAUCAUCAUCAACUGAAACUUCACAGCAAAAUCCUGUUCCUGAAUCUGAUAGUAAUACAGAGGUGACGGAUCAAAAUUUUGUUGAAGACCUAUCAAUCGAGAAGACAAACACAAACAGACCAAACAACACAAAAAGGAAAAGAACAACUACAGUCGCUAAUUCAAGCAAUGAUCAGGUGGUUCCUUUUUGUACUUCUCCUACAAUUGCAAAAAAUAAGGCCUUAUAAAAAGAUGUUGAAGAUGAGGAAUUUAUAUGUUGUUCAAUGGUGAUGAAUUAACCCAUGCUACUCUUCUUAAAGACUUGGUAGUAAAGUUGUACAUGAUAUGGAAUAUGGUAAACCAGAAGAUGAGUCAAAGACUUAAAACACAAACAAACAUGUUCUACUCACUCAGAAAUUGGAAAAAUCAAGAUAGUUAGGUCGUUCUUUCAUUAGUUUAAAUUGCCAUCUUGUUACUUCAUCCAUCAAUCCUAGCUUGAAGAAAAUCAAAUGGUUUUAGGUGGCUAUUUUGCUUUGUUUAGUAAUAAAUGUUUGCAAUUAUGCAAGCUUGAUGUAACAAUAACAAUAUGAAG
This is a messenger RNA of Lactuca virosa, 1154 nucleotides long. The record is from the annotation of a GenBank genome assembly. Lineage: Eukaryota; Viridiplantae; Streptophyta; Magnoliopsida; Asterales; Asteraceae.